AACUAAAAGUGAAAAAAACACAGGUUCGGCUCGGAUAGGUCAAUGCAUUAGCGGUUUCCCAGAAAUCGACUGUUUAACGUCAAGUCAGUUAUAGAAACGAUAUGGGCGGAUACUGAGGGACAGCAACGUCGUUGUGGUAAAUAAAGACCCGUUCAGUGCAGUGAGUAUCGCGGAGGGAGAGCCUCGUGGCCAACUCUACAUUACAGUCAAGACACUUUUUAAAUAGGGCUACCAAGCAGGAAGAGCUAGAGAGAGCCAGCAUGUCUAACGCCAGACUGAUGCCUUCGCCCAUAUGUUUAGUGGAGAAUGUGAAUGGAUCACUUAGCAUCCGUAAAGAUGCCAUUGAGUUCCUGAGUAGGAUCAAUGAGCCAGUAGUGGUGGUGUCUGUGGUGGGACUCUACCGUACAGGAAAGUCCUAUCUUAUGAAUCGCCUGGCAGGUCAACAGUCAGGCUUUGCUCUUGGCAAUACUAUUGAGUCGAAGACCAAAGGCAUCUGGAUGUGGUGUGUCCCUCACCCCUAUAAAGAAGGACACACUCUAGUGCUGCUGGACACAGAGGGCCUGGGUGAUGUUGACAAGGGAGACUCUAAGAAUGACAGCUGGAUCUUCUGUCUGGCUGUUCUGCUCAGCAGCACAUUGGUGUACAACAGCCGCGGCACCAUCGAUAACAAUGCAGUGGAGAAUCUGCAUUAUGUCGCUGAGCUCGCUGACAAUAUCAAGAUCAGAUCGACAGAAACCGCAGACGAGGAGGAAGAUGAGAAUUCUAAGUUUGUGCAGUUUUUCCCAUCAUUCAUUUGGGUCGUGAGAGAUUUCACCUUGGAAUUGGAAAUUGAUGGAAAAAAAGUGACUGAGGACAAGUACCUUGAAUUUGCCCUCCAGCUGAAGAAAGGUGUGAGCCAGAAAAUCAACAACUACAACCUGCCUCGGCAGUGCAUUCGAAACUAUUUCCCAUCCCGGAACUGUUUCGUAUUCCCAUCUCCAGCAUCGCCUGAAAAUAUGAAACGUUUAGAAAGCUUGCAAGAACGGGACCUUGUACCUGAUUUUCUGGAGGUCACAAGUCGUUUCUGUAACCACAUCUUUUACAAUAGUGUUGUGAAAACCGUGAAGGGAGGACACAGAGUUACUGGAAAAUUACUUGGGCAUUUGGCUGAGAUUUAUGUAGACACAAUCAGCAGUGGUAAAGUGCCCUGUCUGGACAAUGCAGUUAUUGCUCUUGCAAAACUAGAGAACCAGACUGCUGUUCAAGAAGCUCUGAAAGUAUAUCAGAGUGGCAUGGAAAAGGUAAAGAGCAAGUUCCCGGUAGGUGUGGAUGAUAUUUCCUCAGAGCACCAGAGGUUCAGCAGUCUGGCCACCUCUCAGUUUAUGAAACGCUCCUUUAAAGAUGAAAAAGGCGAAUACGUGAAAAAACUGAGUGAAGACAUAGAUAUGUACUAUGUAGGCCUGCUGCAAGAGAAUGAGAUGGCAUCAGACAGAAAGUGCAAAGAUCUGCUGAAGAAUCUGUACUCUGAUAUGAAUAAACAACUGCAGGAGGGAAAGUACAGUCAGUGUGGAGGAUAUGAACUCUACUGCAAAGACAGAGAUGCUAUCGUUGAACAGUAUCGCAGAGAACCCAAUAAAGGUGUUUUGGCUGAGGCUGUGCUGAAUGAGUUCCUGAAUGAGCGAGGACCUGAAGCAAAAAGCAUCCUCUACACGGACACAAAACUCACUGAAAAUGACAGAAAGAUUCAAGAGGAAAAGGAAAGGAGGGGUCUGCUGGAACAGAAGUGUAAAGAGGAAGAGGAGAAACGCAUUGAGAGUGAACGAAUGUUGCAGGCAGAGAAAGAGCGACAGGAGGACCGAAUAAGGCAGAUGGAGGAGAAGUUCAACCAGGAGCUGGAGCAGCAGAAGCAGGAGAUGGAUAGAGCCAUAGCGAGCAAAGUAAAGGAGCAGGAGGAGAUGCUAAAGAAAGGCUUUAGCGAGAAGGCUGAACUCCUAAAUGAAGAGAUAACGAAUCUAAAAAAAGAAAAGGAAAAUUCUGGUGGUUUUAUGAAGGAAUAUGUGAUGCCUCUUCUUGGAGCUGUGACAGAAAUGCUUCCAGCUGUUCUUAAUUAUAGAGUGCUGAUGAAAGGACUCAAAAAAGUAUAAUUACCCCUUUCAUGCAAAUCUCUGUUACAUUAUUCAUAUAGCUUACAAGUCACAAAGUAGAUUUUUAUUUAGUAGGACUGUGUUUUGUUUGUUAAUGAGUAGUGUCCUAAGUUACAUACUUAAUGUACUGUAUACUGUGUAGUCAAAGAAUGGACUGUGUUGCUGAUGAUGGGAAAGUUUUUAGCAAGUAGUAAGACAUACAUGUAUACAAUUAUGUUAUUGUUUAGUAGAUUUCACAUUCUGUCACACUGGUUUUGUUUGGAUGUAAGCAUUGCAUUCUUUUAACAAUUAAAUUCAUUUGAUAAAA
Molecule: messenger RNA, 2430 nt
Organism: Labeo rohita (rohu)
Lineage: Eukaryota; Metazoa; Chordata; Actinopteri; Cypriniformes; Cyprinidae
Gene: gbp1
Product: guanylate binding protein 1
Exons: 11
Coding region: 261-2123 (620 amino acids)
Molecular function (GO): GTP binding; GTPase activity
Source: RefSeq, a predicted model, not a curated record